This is a messenger RNA of Pangasianodon hypophthalmus (striped catfish), 1174 nucleotides long. RefSeq lists its product as uncharacterized. The record is from RefSeq and is a predicted model, not a curated record. Bases 1 to 675 code for a protein of 224 amino acids. The transcript is spliced from 4 exons. NCBI's taxonomy places the organism in Eukaryota, Metazoa, Chordata, Actinopteri, Siluriformes, Pangasiidae.
AUGACUGACUCUGCCAAAGCUGGAAACUUCAUCAACAGCGCCUUCAUCAAGAAACACCAGCUACCCCUUCAGCCACUGCAGCACUACCUAGUUCUCCAUUGUGCUCAGUGUUUCUGCAAAGCCAAGCUGGCGGGCCAGGAGAAUGAUCAUGAGUCCCACGAAGAGGGUAGCAUUCAGGAAGUCCAGGAAAACAGUGACACUGUAUCUUCUGAAUCUCCCCGAGAAGAGAAAAUGAUACGGACUGAAAUGGAGAAGGAGAUUCCCAUGUGUGUGUCUCUGCCCAUUGAGGUGAUGAGUCCUGACCAGGCCUUUCCUUUCCUAAACACCACACUUACGGAUCUGGGUAUUGACGAAUCGGCAGUGAAAGAGCGCGUCGUAUGGGUGGACACCAAGCGCACGCAGGUGAGGAGCAGAUCAGGGAAGGUUAAAGAGAAGGAAGUGUCAGUGCUGGAGGUACGAGUGAAAGCACAACUGCCCGGUCAAACCAAAUGCCAGGAGGUUCUCUACAGCACUGAAUCACACACAGACCGCUCAUACUGCCGCAGCGGCAUCAUCUUCCUGCCAUGGACACACACUCAACCAGUUGACAAUGAGCUGGUGGAAAUGACCCUGGCUUUGGAUACGCAAUCCCAUACCACAAAGGAGAAGUCAGAAGAGCAGACUGCAGUGGAAUAAACAUAGACAAAUAGCAAAUUAAUAUCAUAUCUCACUAAACUCAUACUGUUAUUUGACCUUUUUAGAUAUGAAUUGACUGUAGCCUACUGCUAACUGCAACACUGGGUAAAUACAGACAUACUGUUACUUUGGGGAUUUUAUUGAAUCCUUGUUCAGGUGUAAAAUCCUCAAAACACUCCCAAAACGGUAGCUACAGUUAACCACUAAUAACGGCAUGGAAAGAUGGAACAAUAGUAAUGAUCAUUUCUUCAGGAUAAAUGCAUUUUAAAAGGAGUUUCUAACAGCAGCAAGUAACAUAAGAAAAAACAUCUGCUUUCUUCUUUGUAUAGAAAACUGAAGCAAUGGCUUUUUACUGAAGAUUAAACUAUGUGCUCCACUAAAAACUGGGAAUAUGCAAGGACAUAAACUUCUUCUGAACAUGCUUUGUGAAACUGCUGAUCUCAGCAAGAGCUACUAUACAUUUAAGUGUUUUCAUAAAUAUAUUUUUUCUUUAUAUAAC